CAGUUGAUGGCUCUGCUGAUGAAGAAGCAAUGGACUUGGUCCAGAGAUCUGCUUCUUGUCCUUCUGGCUGGUCUGAGUACAACGGUAACUGCUACCACUAUGUUUCCAUGCCCAUGAAUUGGGCUUCAGCUGAGAGGCACUGCAUGUUUAUGGGGGGACACCUGGCAUCAGUUCAUAACCUAAGGGAGUACCAUCAGAUUCAGCAUGUGAUAAGAACAGCAAGUUAUAGGUCCGGACGUACAUGGAUUGGAGGCUAUAACGCACAGAAGACAAGCAUUUGGUUUUGGAGCGAUGGAAGCCAAUUCUACUACACAAACUGGUGUCGAGGAGAGCCUAACAAUUGGCGAGGCACCCAGCACUGUUUGGAGAUGAACCAUGAUGCUCCAAAGUGCUGGGAUGACUUAGGAUGUUGGGAACGUCUCCCAUCUGUCUGUGCCAAGAAAGUCUGAGCAGUCCGAGAGGAAGCGUUUUUCUGGUAUAAAAAAGCAUGAACCAGAACCGGUGGAGGAUGCUUUAUUGUCUUUCAGUUAUUCUACCACAUAGAAAUCCUGUUUUCUAAAAGCCAUUUCUUCUUUUACUUCAUAUAAUUUCUCCUUUUUUCUAACACAGUAGAAUAACCCACACAUAAACAACAGUUAGAUUAGAGCAGAGUGAAUGUUUUAUAAGUGGUGAUUUAAG
This is a messenger RNA of Cyprinodon variegatus (sheepshead minnow), 678 nucleotides long. Its product is annotated as ladderlectin-like. Gene Ontology annotation, molecular function: signaling receptor activity. The record is from RefSeq and is a predicted model, not a curated record. The transcript has 5 exons. Lineage: Eukaryota; Metazoa; Chordata; Actinopteri; Cyprinodontiformes; Cyprinodontidae. Bases 30 to 449 code for a protein of 139 amino acids.